UCUCAGACUCAUGAGCCUCAUUUCGAGAUCAUCAUGUCGCUCCGCAAAACAUCCUGUGCCGCCUGCGUCUCAGCCAAGCGGCGCUGCGACCGCGGGACUCCAGCAUGCCGUCGAUGCGUCCAGAAGACCCUUGUCUGCGAAUUUCCCUACCCAAUCACGCAGACACCGCCGAAUGAGCCCUUAGUUGACGGUUCAACGUCCUCGGACCUGUGGGAUUGGGUGGAUAACAUCCCUAUAUUGGAGGGCGUGAAUGAGACUGGUCUGAGCGAUUUUGAGAUGGCAGCUUUGCCUGACUUGACGAGCUCCCCAUUGGACUUGGCUUGGGAUGCUCCAAACCCGCCACCUCCAUGUGAGCCACAGCCACCAGUCCGACAAAUAUAUGAACAGGAAGCAAACAUCGAGAAUGAGACGUUGGAAUCUCUGCUUGGGCGGCUAGACCAGUCCACUUGUAUCAGAAGCAGGAGCGUCGAUAAGGCUCGAGGGGACAGUCAAGUCUCAAGACAUCGCCGCAAACAACACCAUCGGAACAGUCAACGAAUAAGAGAAAGCAUCCCCCGAGCACUACCAGCACACGAUAUAUGGCCACGAGGGCAUGAUUCUGAGACUUGGGACUUCUGUGCGGGGGAACUCAUGUCCUUCGUCACAUCAUUCGCAGCAACCGCGUCGAGUCCAUUUAUUCUACAUCCAGCUCUCCGGCUCCGCAUCAAACCUCACGUCCAACUCCACCACUCCCUCCAAAGAGCACUUGGUGUCUGCGCUGCUCACAGUACGCUAGGUGAUCAAGGCCGGCUCGUCCUGUCUCAAUUGCUUGAAACCGAGGUUCAGCAACUCAUCGAAUCCUCGAAGUCGGGGAACACAUUGGCAUAUCAUCCUUCAAUCUUAGACACCCAUGAAAACAAGUCGAAAGCCGCCCUUUUCGCCUUUCGCGAAGCUCUUGCUCGAGUACAGGCCAUGAUACUGUACCAGAUUAUUGGACUUUUUGGCGCCGUUGCGGGGCGACAACGUCCUUGCAAACAGCACGAAGCUCUGAUGGCAUCCUGGACAAGAGAAUUGUUACUUCAUUUCCAAGUCAUUGAGCUACAGCCAAAAACAGUCCCGCCAUCGUCCUGGACCUCCUCUGCAUCUUCCAGUCUCAACACAGAUGAGCUAGACGGCGCUGGAUAUCACGAAACUGGCGAAUCUCUUCCCGAUGCAUUGCCUUUGUUACGUGACACAAUGCCAUUACAAGAGGAGGAGAUAUGGAGCGCAUAUAGAACCAUUCUCGUGUCCUAUCUGGUUCGGUCGGUUUAUUCAGCACUCACAAGUCAUACUUGUACUCUGCUAGCGGAAAUGGGAUCAAUGCCUGUUCUUGUAUCUCGGCAGGAGCAACAAAAGCCAGACGAAGCGAACAAUGUUUCUCGGCAAGACCUCUUGGUUAACAUACGAGACAAGGCAGAAGCACGGGGCUUACUAAAUGCGGGGAGAGGGACCAUCUCGUAUACCGAUUUCGUUCAUCUAUGGAAUGGGCAAAACUGGACGCCGGGGCUGGAAGGAUAUGACCGAUUUACUGUUCUUCUUUUGGUGGCUUGUAAAGGCGUUGAAAUCUUCACGUGUCAACCAAAUUAACUCGGCCGAUACAUACCACCGGUUCAAUGCAUACCCACAUAAAGCCUCGCUGAAGUUCGGCUUGACAUGGAGCAGCUGAAAGCGCCACUAUGCAAACGGUUGACGACAUCCGAGUAGCGGAGAGGCUAACGGGAGCCUCGGAAUAAAUAUCACGUUGUAGUAUUCAAGCCACAAGCCCACGCCGGACGUCGCCGAACUCAAUUGACGUAUUGAAGCGCGAUUAUAGCGAGGGCGUUGAAGCAUAUUCAGGCCUAGUCUUUUUCCGGCGUUGGUCAGGUCCCCGAGCAUCGCCACAUGAAUGAGAUGGAGUAAACUCUAGAGCGCCAAGCACAGUUAGCGGAAAGCCUGUGACGAGGCAUGACGCAAACGUAUUGACAGGCGCGACCGUCAAUGUGUAUAUAGUCUACCUUUCUUUCUUCUUCAUGAAUCAUUAUCGAUCAGCU
Ilyonectria robusta is the source of this 2048-nucleotide messenger RNA. RefSeq lists its product as uncharacterized. Gene Ontology annotation, biological process: regulation of DNA-templated transcription. Gene Ontology annotation, molecular function: zinc ion binding; DNA-binding transcription factor activity, RNA polymerase II-specific. The record is from RefSeq and is a predicted model, not a curated record. The transcript has a single exon. Lineage: Eukaryota; Fungi; Ascomycota; Sordariomycetes; Hypocreales; Nectriaceae. Bases 34 to 1605 code for a protein of 523 amino acids.